Molecule: messenger RNA, 1899 nt
Organism: Mus caroli (Ryukyu mouse)
Lineage: Eukaryota; Metazoa; Chordata; Mammalia; Rodentia; Muridae
Source: RefSeq, a predicted model, not a curated record
UUCGAUCCCUAGUACCUCAGGUAGGGUUGAGGGAAAAAAAUACUUCCACAGGAUAUUCUUCAUGCAACCAUUGAGAGUACAGCUAAAUAAGCCUGGCCUAACCUGUGGAUGAGUCCCCCAAAGCAAGAAGAGAUUCAACCUGUUUAUUACUGUUUCCUUAAAGAGUCAAGGUACUACAAAGAUAAAAGCAGUAGCUAGGGGGCAGUAUGGCAUAACCGUGACCAAGAACAUGGGCUCCUCAUCUACGGGUAAAAUCAACCCGGAGAUCAGUAACAUUAGUUGGGCGAUUUCUUAAUUUCUCUUAGCUCAGUUUUCUCAUCUGCAAAUUGAAAUAAUAAUCGUAGCCGCUGGAUAGGUGUGUGGUGAAUUAACAGAAACCACACUGUGAGUACUAACUGUUCCUAGUUCCUUGUUUCACCCCUAGAGGAAGGAAUUUAAUCUGACUGAGGCUAAGGGUUUUAACAGUCUGCUUAUACAGAAACAUUUUAAUUUAGCCUUGAAAAAUGAAUGGGAGCUUGAAGCAAGACACAUGGGAGAGUGGUUCCAGGAAUUAAAGGCCCAAAGUGGGAAGAAUCUCUAAAUUGGGAACACACACCUUUAAUCCAGAUCUUUGGGAAUACCCACCUAUAAUCCAGGCCACGCCUUCUGCUAGAGGCCUUAUAAAGAACAUGGAAGAUGGAAGCCUCUGUCUUUGCCGGCUUGUUCUCCCCUUGCUAGCAAGUAUCUUCCCCCACUGGCCUUGCAUCAGACUUGAUUGGGAUUCCAGCAUAUACUGAAGACCACCUUAGACAUCCAGCCUUGUAAAAUAAACAACUACUGGACUCUUGGAUAUUCUGUUCACAAGCAACCAUUGCUGGAUUAGCCAGACAACAAGCUGGAAGAAGAGAAAGCCUUUCAGUUCAACCUGAGAAUGGAUUCAGAAACGCCCCAUCCAGGCCCUUCCCGUCAACUGCUGGACCUUCCCACUGGACCACAGACCACCUCUGUCAGGACAUUAGUAUCAGAACCAAGUAAAAAUGAGCAGAGGUCCAGCCAAUCGGACAGCAAUUCCAGAAAGCACACUGAAGAAUCAGCUCAGAUGGUGGAAACACCCAGGAAAAGAAGACACUCUUCCAAGGACUCCAGCCCGGCCAGAACAGGAAGUGAGGGCAGCUUGCAUGGGAAAAAGAGACACAAGACUUCAGUCAAGAAGACUGAGCCAAAAGCUAAUGGUCACCAAGAUGGAUUAGCCCAUUGCCCAGAACCUCAGGAUACAGACCCACCACCAAUUCGGAAGAGCCUGGUGAACUUUCUGCGGGGGAAGUCUGAGGAGAUUUAUAGAGACACAGUCCAGAUGCAGGCCCAGAAGCUUGGCUCCCUGCUCACCCCUGAGCAGCUCUCUCAGCUCAGACAGCUCUCAGAGUCUCUGACUGCCAUGGCACACACCUUCUACAGCAUGGCCAACCAGGCAGGCUUUGCCUUCCCUGCUGAGGGCUGGCUUGUCCCAGCCCCCAUGGCUGCCCUUCAGGAGCUGUCUGGCAAGGAAUCUCAGAGUCCUUUGGUGGAGGGAGGAGAGAAGAUGACAGAUCCUGCCAGCCCAUCAGAAAAGUCCUGAGCCAAGGCCAUGAGACCCUCCUAAGCAGAGUCACAUCUCCGAGACACCAAAGAACCGCUCCAUCUCCCUGUCUACACUGCCUGUGGCACUCACCCUCUCUGUGUGAACAUGUAACAGGCACAUCGAUGAGAAGAAGAGUUUGAAAUGCUUAUCUGGAUUAUGAACUGUGUUUCUCUGGGACCUAAGAUUCAAGUGCUAAAUGCACAGUCGAUCCUUGCUUUCUUUGGAUAUUUUGCUAAGUGUGUGUUAGAUUUGUAUAAUUAUAUUGUAGAGUGGCAAAUAAAUAUUGACUUACCAGAAAAAAA